UCGUCUGACACCCGAACGCCCAGUUGAGUUUGGCCGAACUAUGAACCUUUAAAAAAAAAAUAAAGCGUCAUUGCUUGGCCUACUUUGUGAGAGCACAGAGAGACCGUCAGAGAUACAUUCUAACACAUUAUCGAGUUUGUACACAGAUAAUUUAGAAGCAUGCACAGCUAACAUUUGAAAUUUAAAAAUGCGCUGCACAUUGACCCUGGCAUUUUUAGUGCCAUCUCUGAUGUCACUGACAUUCUGUUCAGCAAAGAAUGUGGUCAUGUUUCCUUCACCGACAAAAAGCUAUCUCAUCUACCACGCCAACAUAGCCCAAGCUUUGACGGAACGUGGCCACAACGUGACCAUAUGUGUCCCGGACUACCUGGCCAACAAAGGGCUCAUCCGGAACAGAAACAUCCACAUUUUGAGGUACGGGAAGCAGCACGGUGACAUGGAGGCCUACAUUUACAACAAAUCCGAAGUCAUAGCACGAUUCUGGAGAAGGGAGGUGCAAAGUAUCCAAGCUCUCUUCGCUGUCGUUAACGUGUUUAAAGAUUUGGUGGAAAAAAUACUCUCUGAUCCCACAUUUAUUCCAUCCAUUCAAGAUUUAAACCCAGAUUUUUUAGUCAUCGAAAGUUUUCAAUUUAUCAGAAAUAUGCUUGUGUUGCCCUACAAACUCGAUAUUCCGUUUGGCCUCAUUGGCCCCAGCCACGACUAUUUCCUUAGUAGGGUCCCAUUUAAUCCUGCCUCAGAGCCAUUGUUUUCUGAAACCGGAAGUGAUAAGAAAACGUUUACAGAAAGAGUGAAAUCAGCCGUCACUUCUGCAGUUUUUAUGUUCUACGACAUAAGUGCCGACGCUGACGUUGUCUCGAGAUACGCCCCUGAAAAACCGUACAUGUCAAUCAGGGAUAUUGCACUGAAGGCUGAGGUAUUUAUUGCAGAGACAGAUCAUGUACUAGAUUACCCACGCUCUAGUCUUCCUAACACAAAACUUAUUGGGGGAUCUUCGGUGAGUGAGGCCAAACCAUUGUCAGGAGAAAUAAAGAAGUUUGUUGAAGAGUCUGCCAUGGGCGUAGCUGUUGUGUCUUUUGGUGGAGGUGAAAUAUAUGUUCCCCAGGAGAUUCAAUCUAAAAUGAUAGCAGCAUUUAAAAAACUAAAUCUCAAUGUGGUCUGGAAGUUUGAUUGGGCUUCUGAUCAAACGAACAAAAUUUUAGCUUUGAAAUGGAUUCCUCAAAAUGACCUCUUGGGUCAUCCUAAAACUAAAGUGUUUGUUUCCCACUGUGGGAAAAACGGUCAGUACGAGGCACUGUACCAUGGAGUUCCAAUCCUUUGUCUUCCUAUUUAUGGCGAUCAAUUAUACAAUUCUAAACGAAUAGCUGUGAAAGAAUUCGGACUAUAUGCAGAUAUAAGGGACGUAACUCCCGAAAAUUUAACGCAGCUGAUUCAGCAAGUAGCAGACGAUUCUAAAUAUAGAACUAACAUCCAGAAAGCAUCACAAAUAUUCAAAGAGCUUUACAAAAUUCCCAGCAAGGAAGCUGCUUUCUGGUUUGAUCACGUGAUGAAAUAUGGUGGAAGUUACAUGAGGUCGUCAGGUCAACAAAUGCCGCUCCACCAAUUCCUUCUGCUGGAUGUUAUUGCAUAUUUAUCUACCAUUCUGGUUGUGUCUUUGCUGGCAUUUUAUAAAAUUUUGAGGCUGUGCAUCAAUCGUUUCAAGAAAACAAAAGUGAAAACGGCUUAGCAAAAACCAAAAUUAGAUAAAACUGAACAAAAUGAACAUUAUACCUUAACAUUUAUAGAACAUAGGAACUUAUGCACAUUUGUUUUUAAACGUCACCUUUAUGGAUGCCACUGUGGUUAUCCUUUAGACCCACAUGGAUUAUAAAACUAGCAUUAGGAUUUUUGCCACAAGGUCAAUUGUUGAUAAUGGACCUCAUUCAUCAACCGUAAACAAACAACAUUUAGCCAGCAGGAGCGAUAGCCCCCCCCCAACCCCCUCCCAACGUGGACGACCCCCCCCCCUCCCAGUGCCGUUAGAGCAUAGGAUGGUUUGCCUGAUUCAGACAGGAAAACCAGUGGCUAAAUUGACACAUGAAAUGCAUAGGACGUAAUUGUCUUCUUUUUUUUUUUUUGAAGUAACGUCUGUAAUUUAUAAGACAAGAUAUUCAUACUGAACUUUCUAAAAUUUUUGUUUUCGAUGUCAAAACUUUUGCACUGAGAUUACUUUUUGAUUACGUCAUUAGCUGUUGUAGUUCAAGAUAAGACAACCUUCUACCAACUUGUCCUUUUUUUUUUUUUUUUUUUACUAGUCAUUUUCUUUUUCAGAUGUACAUGCGUGAUUAUAUGAAUUCAUUUCUUGUUAUGACAUUUGUAUUUUUUUUUUACUCAAAACGAAAGAUAAUAAAAAUAUUGAUUUCUA
Molecule: messenger RNA, 2401 nt
Organism: Biomphalaria glabrata
Lineage: Eukaryota; Metazoa; Mollusca; Gastropoda; Planorbidae
Product: UDP-glucuronosyltransferase 2A3-like
Exons: 2
Coding region: 188-1723 (511 amino acids)
Molecular function (GO): UDP-glycosyltransferase activity
Source: RefSeq, a predicted model, not a curated record